UUAUAAAACCAACCUCAUUCUUCACCAAAACCUCAAGUCCCUCAGCAAAAUUCUCACAUCUCGAGAAGUCUUUCACCAGAAAAACAACAACAACAACAAUAGUCAAGAAUCUAAAGAAAGAUAGAGAAGCCAUGGGAAGAGAACACGAAGGAAGCCCUCCAGUUCCACUACAUCUCUGCGUCUUCCUCUUCAUCCUCUUAAUGUUCGUAACAGUUUCAUCGUACGCGAGCUACGAACCAGUCAUAGAAGGUUUUACGGACCAGCUAAAGCUUGCUCUCAUGGCUUCUCCUCUGCUUUUGCUCUUGGCCGUCCAUUUUCUAUCCAACGAUGGAGGAGGAGGGAUGAUGACGUCAUUGAUCCCUCUGAACGAGAGGGAGACUUUGUAUAGAGCUGGAGGAACGUCGUGGGGAGUGGCCUUCAUGCUCGUCUUUCUCUUUUUCAUGGUUUCUUAUCAGUCUCAGUUUCAAGAACGUUGGUUUCCUCUUCGAUGAAAAAACUCAUCGUAUUUGGGUCUUCUACUUUCUUUACUCUCCUUGGGUCUAAAGUAUAAUGGAAUGGAUUCAUGAUGUAUGUUUAUUGAAUUUUUUAUAUAUUUUAUUUACCAGUUAUACCAUUUCAUGUAAUCUUUCGUCUCAUGUAUUAAGUUUUGGUAUAAC
This is a messenger RNA of Eutrema salsugineum, 656 nucleotides long. RefSeq lists its product as uncharacterized. The transcript has a single exon. Bases 132 to 491 code for a protein of 119 amino acids. NCBI's taxonomy places the organism in Eukaryota, Viridiplantae, Streptophyta, Magnoliopsida, Brassicales, Brassicaceae. The record is from RefSeq and is a predicted model, not a curated record.